Messenger RNA from Caenorhabditis angaria, 279 nucleotides. NCBI's taxonomy places the organism in Eukaryota, Metazoa, Nematoda, Chromadorea, Rhabditida, Rhabditidae. The record is from the annotation of a GenBank genome assembly.
AUGGCUGCUGUUGAGGAAAAAAUAAACGAGCUCAAAGUCGAAGAUAAUCAACAAGAGCAAGAGGAUGAUAUUGUGACACCAUGGAGUGUUUCGACGAGUAGUGCGACUGGAAUUGAUUAUGAUAAAUUGAUUGGUGAGGAUUUUCGGGUGCUUUUUUUGGAAUUUAGAAAAAGAGCCAAUGAAAAGUAUUCAGAAACUUUGGAAAUCCUCAAGCCGGUUCCACAGUAUGUAAUUUACCACGUCAAAUAUCUAGAGCUCAAUUUUUGUUUUUGUGCUUGA